AUGGCUGACGACCAAGACCUUUCGGAGGUGGAGAUGAGCCCAGUGGGCUCUGAAGACCACCACUGCCUCUCGCCAGGACCCUCCAUGGCGUCGGACAACUCCCCGUCACCUCCCCGGCUCGGGAACGGGGAGAUGGGGAAGGUCAAGAAGGAACAGCAAGACUCAGAGGCGGACGACGACAAGUUCCCGGUGUGCAUCCGCGAGGCAGUCAGCCAGGUGCUGAGCGGCUAUGACUGGACCCUGGUACCGAUGCCCGUCCGGGUCAAUGGAAGUAACAAGAGCAAACCCCAUGUCAAGCGGCCCAUGAACGCCUUCAUGGUCUGGGCACAGGCUGCCCGGAGGAAACUGGCUGACCAGUACCCGCACCUCCACAACGCUGAGCUCAGUAAGACCUUGGGGAAGCUCUGGAGGCUGUUGAACGAAAGCGACAAGCGGCCCUUUAUCGAAGAGGCGGAGCGGCUGAGGAUGCAGCACAAGAAGGACCAUCCUGAUUACAAGUACCAGCCCCGCCGGCGGAAAAACGGCAAGGCCACGCAGGGCGAGGGUGAAGGCCAGGUGGAGGGGGAGGCUGGCGGGGCUGCCGCCAUCCAGGCCCACUACAAGAACGCCCACCUGGAUCACAGGCAUCCCGGCGAAAGGUCGCCCAUGUCCGAUGGUCAUCCAGAACACUCCUCAGGUCAGAGCCACGGGCCUCCCACACCUCCUACCACCCCUAAGACCGAGCUGCAGGCAGGCAAAGCCGACUCCAAACGAGAAGGGCGUUCCCUGGGGGAAGGGGGAAAGCCACACAUUGACUUUGGCAAUGUGGACAUCGGGGAGAUCAGCCAUGAAGUGAUGUCCAACAUGGAGACCUUUGAUGUCAAUGAAUUUGACCAAUACCUGCCGCCCAACGGACAUGCCAGCCACCCAGGCCAUGUUGGGGGCUACGCGGCAGCGGCUGCUGCUGGCUAUGGCCUCGGGAGCGCCCUGGCUGCAGCCAGCGGACACUCGGCCUGGAUCUCCAAGCAGCACGGAGUCUCCUUGUCCACUGCCACCUCAUCGGUGGUGGACUCCAAGGCCCAGGUGAAAACGGAGGGGUCCGCCCCUGGAGGUCAUUACACCGACCAGCCCUCCACUUCCCAGAUAGCUUACACAUCCCUGAGUCUGCCCCACUACGGUUCGGCCUUCCCCUCCAUCUCCAGGCCACAAUUUGACUACCCGGACCACCAGCCCUCGGGACCCUACUACAGCCAUUCCACCCAAGCCUCUGGCCUCUACUCUGCCUUCUCCUAUAUGGGACCUUCCCAACGUCCCCUUUACACUGCCAUCUCUGACCCUGCACCCUCCGUGCCACAGUCCCAUAGCCCCACACAUUGGGAACAACCUGUGUAUACGACUCUCUCCAGACCGUAG
Molecule: messenger RNA, 1392 nt
Organism: Gymnogyps californianus (California condor)
Lineage: Eukaryota; Metazoa; Chordata; Aves; Accipitriformes; Cathartidae
Gene: SOX10
Product: SRY-box transcription factor 10
Biological process (GO): enteric nervous system development; morphogenesis of an epithelium; neural crest cell migration
Cellular component (GO): nucleus
Molecular function (GO): DNA-binding transcription factor activity, RNA polymerase II-specific; RNA polymerase II cis-regulatory region sequence-specific DNA binding
Source: RefSeq, a predicted model, not a curated record